AUGGCGGAUGAAAGCAGCAGCCUUAUCGUCAACAACUCUUCCUCUGCAAUUAUGGAAUCGAAACAACACCCACUCCAUCAAAUAGCCGAGACCCCAUCUCACAAGCUGCUCCUGAAACAAUGGCUGAAGGAAGAAGAAUUAAUCCUCAAUCGAAUCGCGUUCAAGGAGACCCAGAUCGAUUCCAUCCGCAAGGAAAUCACCCAGCUCUAUUGCUUCUUCUUCCUCUUCCACUCCACCGCCCUGCUCCUCCUAUUCUCCACCUCAUCCUCCUCCUCCUCUGUCGCCGCCGCCGCCGGGGAAGGUAAAUUCUGCCGCCGGUCGUGGAUCCCGUCUCUCUGCUCGCUUCUGUUUUCUCUUGGGAUGAUCUGGGCGGUAAGGUACAAGAUGGAUGUGGAGGCCCACACGGAGAAGCUGCUGGAAAGGGAAAAGGAAGACUGGAAGCUUCUGGGGAAAUGCUCAGGGGAACUGAAGAAGAAAGGUCUGGAGUUUGAUCUGUUGAAAGAAGUAGAUGCGUUGAGGAGGGCGAAGAGCUUGAGGGUAGAAUCGUCAUCUGGAAAAGCCGGGGUGAGGAAAUGGUCUGCUCUUGAUUUCGCCACCCUGUUCUUCUUCACUGUUUCUUGCUCGGUUCUGGCUCUAACUAGGGUCAUUCUCUGUUACUGA
This is a messenger RNA of Oldenlandia corymbosa var. corymbosa, 660 nucleotides long. Lineage: Eukaryota; Viridiplantae; Streptophyta; Magnoliopsida; Gentianales; Rubiaceae. The record is from the annotation of a GenBank genome assembly.